GGAAGAUGUCCUAUUUCCUACCGCAUCUCCCUUCAGGAUGGCAUGUUGAUGAAGCUAUCAAGUCCGAAGAGGACCGUGUCGUCGUCAUUCGCUUUGGCCAUGACUGGGAUCCGCAAUGUAUGAAGAUGGACGAAACCCUAUAUGGUGUCUCUGAGAAAGUCCAGAAUUUUGCUGUCAUUUAUCUUUGUGAUAUUACACAGGUCCCGGAUUUCAACAAGAUGUAUGAGUUGUACGAUCCUUGCACAGUGAUGUUCUUUUAUCGAAACAAGCAUAUCAUGAUAGAUCUUGGUACUGGUAAUAACAACAAGAUUAAUUGGGCAAUGGAUAAUAAACAGGAGCUUAUCGAUAUCAUUGAAACUGUAUAUCGCGGUGCUUCCAAGGGACGCGGUUUGGUGGUAUCCCCGAAAGACUACUCUACUCGUUACAGAUACUGAAUGUCUGGAUGCUUGUGUUAUUGCUUCUACGACCUUCUGUUGUCUUCUGGCCUUCCAUAUUUCCGGUUUUAUAGAUCCGGUGCGAGGAUCUACCUGCUAUACCGGUGUAUGUACUAGACAUUAAGUCCGAGUGAAUUGAUGUUUGCUUUUUGUGUGCAAUAGCUAUC
This is a messenger RNA of Fomitiporia mediterranea MF3/22, 601 nucleotides long. RefSeq names its product 4A/4B type thioredoxin-like protein. The coding region runs from base 6 to 434 and encodes 142 amino acids. Gene Ontology annotation, biological process: mRNA splicing, via spliceosome. Gene Ontology annotation, cellular component: spliceosomal complex; U5 snRNP; U4/U6 x U5 tri-snRNP complex. The record is from RefSeq and is a predicted model, not a curated record. The transcript has 6 exons. NCBI's taxonomy places the organism in Eukaryota, Fungi, Basidiomycota, Agaricomycetes, Hymenochaetales, Hymenochaetaceae.